Molecule: messenger RNA, 3729 nt
Organism: Perca flavescens (yellow perch)
Lineage: Eukaryota; Metazoa; Chordata; Actinopteri; Perciformes; Percidae
Product: heterogeneous nuclear ribonucleoprotein Q
Exons: 11
Coding region: 179-1906 (575 amino acids)
Molecular function (GO): RNA binding
Source: RefSeq, a predicted model, not a curated record
AUCUAGGAAACCCCUUACGCGCAGGCCAGAAUCAGAGAUCGCGACGUUACGUCGUCGCCAUUUUGUUUCACCGGGAGUAAAGAAAUCAACCUGAAAAGCACCGGGCGUGAAUAUUUUCCUUUAUUUGAAGCACAUUCAACACGGCGGAUAAGCACCGUGCACCCAAGUUAAGAUUCGCAUGAUGUCUGGAGACAUGGCCACAGAUCAUGUAAAUGGGAAUGGUACGGAGGAACCAAUGGACACUACCACAGAGGCAGAGGUGACCCGCUCAGAACACUUCCCAGCUUUACUGGAGGCUGGUUUACCUCAAAAUGUUGCUGAGAAGCUGGAUGAACUUUACGUAGCAGGCCUGGUAGCACAUAGUGACCUAGACGAAAGGGCUCUUGAAGCUUUGAAAGAAUUCAAUGAGGACGGAGCCCUGCAAGUGCUGCUCCAGUUCAAAGAGAGUGACCUGUCACAUGUGCAAAACAAAAGUGCCUUUCUCUGUGGGGUGAUGAAGACUUACAGACAGAGGGAGAAACAAGGGACUAAAGUUUCAGACUCCACUAAAGGACCAGAUGAGGCCAAAAUCAAGGAACUCCUGGACAGAACCAACUACACACUCGAUGUAACAACAGGCCAACGAAAGUAUGGCGGGCCCCCACCUGAGUCUGUGUACACGGGCGCCCAACCCAACGUUGGAACAGAGAUUUUUGUCGGGAAGAUUCCCCGCGACUUGUUUGAAGACGAGCUGGUUCCCCUCUUUGAGAAGGCUGGACCCAUCUGGGACCUGAGGUUAAUGAUGGACCCACUCAGUGGCCUGAACAGGGGCUACGCCUUCGUCACGUUCUGCACUAAAGAAGCCGCCCAGGAGGCUGUGAAGCUGUGCAAUAAUCAUGAGAUCCGCCCUGGCAAGCACAUUGGGGUGUGUAUAUCUGUCGCCAACAACAGGCUAUUCGUUGGCUCCAUUCCCAAGAGUAAAACAAAGGAACAGAUUGUUGAAGAGUUUGGUAAAGUCACAGAGGGCCUCAGUGAUGUCAUACUUUACCAUCAACCCGACGACAAAAAGAAGAACCGAGGCUUCUGCUUCCUGGAGUACGAAGACCACAAAACGGCCGCUCAGGCUCGUCGCCGGCUAAUGAGCGGCAAGGUGAAGGUUUGGGGUAACGUGGUGACGGUGGAGUGGGCCGAUCCCAUCGAAGAUCCCGACCCAGAGGUCAUGGCCAAGGUGAAGGUUUUAUUUGUGAGAAAUCUUGCCAAUGGGGUCACAGAGGAGAUCCUGGAGACGUCAUUUAGUGAGUUUGGAAAACUGGAGCGAGUUAAGAAGCUCAAAGACUACGCCUUCAUUCACUUUGAAGAGAGGGACGGUGCAGUGAAGGCGUUGGAAGAAAUGAAUGGGAAGGAGCUGGAGGGAGAGCCGAUUGAGAUCGUCUUCGCCAAGCCACCGGAUCAGAAAAGGAAGGAGCGCAAGCAACAGAGGCAAGCAGCCAAAACACAAAUGUAUGAUGACUAUUACUACUACCCUCCUCCUUCCCACAUGCCGCCUCCUGUCAGAGGCCGGGGCAGAGGCGGCAACCGGGGCGGCUAUGCCGCUUACCCCCCUGACUACUACGGCUACGAGGACUACUACGACUACUACGGCUAUGACUACCACAACUACCGCGGCGGCUACGACGACCCCUACUACGGCUACGACGACUUCCAGGCGCCGAGCCGAGGACGAGGCGGCAACCGGGGCUCCCGGGGAGGAUCCUCACCGGCCAGAGGGCGUGGUGGCGUCGGGGUACCCAGAGGCAGGGCCAACUUCUCCCAGCGGGGCGGGCCCGGGCCGGGCCGUGGCGUGCGGGGAGCAAGAGGAGGCGUGCCGCCGAGAGGGCGCGGAGGGCAGGAAAAAGGGGUCGAGGCCGGUCCUGAUGUGUCGCUAUGAAGACUGACCAGCGUCUGGCGUUGCACGCUGCAGGCUGCCAGUGGAAGGAAUGGUAAGGUCAACUGACUCAGUGGUCCAAUGGCAUUCCCGCCCUUUUUUUUUUUUUCUCCCGAACCUGCCAUGUUCAAAGAUAAUCACAAGAGCCAAACAUGGGCUUGCUUUUCUUAGAAAGAAAACGUUUUCAAGCUCCCCCAGCCCGACACCUGAAAAUAUGCCAUUUGAGACUUGCUGAGUAGGAGUUCAUGAUGGACAUCCUCCUGGAAAAGUCUUUGCACUUUUUUUAAGUUUUAAGUUUUGGAGUGGUUUAGUGAAAUUCUAUGCUAUUUUUGUUGUAUUCUUUGAGCUGCUAAGUCCAGUUCAGACCAAAGAUGUGCGAUGAGAGGAGUUACUACUGCACCUUCUUGCAAUGCGCCAAUCUGCAGAGUUCUGAAACCUGCCAGCUAACAACCAAUAAGACAGGAUGCUUUAACUCCAUAGCAUCGGGGGGGGUUAGCAGCUGGAUAUCAUGUGUAGAGUCUUAAAAGAAUAUAUGAAUGACUGUGAUGGUGAGAUUCUUGCUACAGUUGCAUUUCUAGCAGCGAUGAAACGGUGAAAAUGUUUUCUUUCUCUGCUUUGUUCUAACUGCGCUCCCUCUUUUCAGUUCCUCUAUCACUCUCCACCACGUACCAAUCGCUUGCUGGCGCUCGUUAAGUCUGUUUUAAAACUGCCAUUUCAACCAGCUGACACAUAACUGUAACCGAAAUAAAAUAGAUUAUGGAUGAUUUUAUUACUAUAGUUUAUAGCGGACUUCUCUAUUGGCUGUAGAAACAGGAGACGUCUCUUACGUUCUAAAACCAGCCUCUGGAGACUCCACCAGCCGAGUCGCAGCCACGCCAUCGGCUCUUUUGAGUCGAGCUGAGACGGGCCUGAAACGUUCGAAAACAGGUUUCGUCUUGUCACAAGUCUUUGGUCUGAACUGGACUUAAAACUACAUCUUUACGAUGGACUUUAUGUGAUAAUCUACGAUUAUCAGAGAUGGUGUUGAGAUGCGAUCACCUUCUCUCGAAGGUCGGGCAUUCCAGGAACAGGGUUCUUUAAGAACUUGCACCACCAUGGGUCCGUUAACUACCUCCGUUUCGAGGACUCGCCUGCUCUGCCCCUUUUUUGUACUCAAGGAAACUGAGGCACUUUCACUCCACCUCAGCGAUAUGCACAGGCAGCAACAGAGCACUUGAUGAAUUUUAGCUCUUAGUUGAGGCUACAUCUACACUACUACGUUCUGCUUUAGAAACUGUUACCUCUUAACACGUUAAAGAGGAUACGUUUGUCUCUCUCCCUCCAUAUUAUAGCAUUAAUAUAUCAAAAUGUCAUAUUCCACUUUGUAUCUUUUCUUCUCUUCUGCAAAAUAUACAUUUGUUGGUACACUAUAACCGUAGACAAACUUGUAAAUACAGAUAAAUAUGUACCUUUGUAAUCAUAAUUUUCUUUAUUAUUAUAUUGGGGAACUUGUGUUUGGUUGACUGAAAACCAGUACAGUCUUAGUCUACAUCUUGACUAAUGUGUUUUGGUUUAAAAACGAAUAUCUUUUUCUACGUUCACGCCUCGCGUCCACACUACUCUGCCGUUUCGGAGCCCCUAAAACUUUAACAUUUGGAAACACUGCUGCCUCCGUUUUUGGUUUGAAAACUCUGGGGUUGCUUUGUAGUCUGGAUGGACACAAACCGAGACCUAUGGAAACCACGACGUCGUAUCGGUUAGGUAGCUUACAGACCUUUCAGUAACAGUUCUGUCUGUCUCUCUGAUUGUCUGUCUAUCUGACAGUCUCUCUGACUAUCUCUCUGAUG